Cooperia oncophora is the source of this 303-nucleotide messenger RNA. The record is from the annotation of a GenBank genome assembly. NCBI's taxonomy places the organism in Eukaryota, Metazoa, Nematoda, Chromadorea, Rhabditida, Trichostrongylidae.
AUGAGAGCCGUACGCCUUCCUAUAAAGAAAUAUGUGAAGUGGCAGAAAGGACCAAUGUACUUGCCGUUCCCUAACAUAUUGAGAAUAUUCCGUGAAGUUCAUCUAAGUGGUGGAGAUUGGGAAAACGCAUUGCUCAACAACAUCAGCAAGCGCCACCUUCUAAGUCCAGAAGACCAGGAAGCGCAAGCACAAAUCGAAAGACACAAAUCGGCGAAAGAUUCGACAACGCGAGAGGGACGAGCUUAUAAGAACCAUCAAAGAAGCCACAGGCCAUUUGUAAUUUGCUCAAAAUUCAAGAGAUAG